AUGAUUCUCGUCAACGUUCGUGCAAGAGCCGAUGAUAUCAUCUGUGGUGAUUUCAACCAUGGGGUUGUAUCGAUAACGACCUUGACCGGGAAGAGGACGAAUGACGAUGACGAUAGCAGACAUGGGUGUUCGCUUGGAGAUGAGUUUCUUCUUUUCUUCUUGCUCUCGUCUCAAACAACAUCGUUAGCCUCAGGGUCCCCCGUUCAUGAAAGGACCUUCCAUAGACCCGAUCCCUUACAACAUUUCAAAGACUACAAUGGAGGUUUCGACCUUCGAAACAACCAUUACGUGGCUUCUGCGGCAUUUACAGGAGUCCAUGGAUACGCAUUCGCCUGCGUUUGGUUGCUAUGUGGAUUGGUUUUGGCCAUUUUCCUUAUAGUGAAGUGUCUAUGCGGUGGCUCUGCUACAUUAACUAGUUUGGACCAUUACCAUCUCCACAUUUUCUUUCUACUUCUCUUCUUCACAUCUCUCGCCAUAUAUGUAGCACAUUUCGUUGUUCUAACCGUCAACUUGGUGACACUGGUUGCAGCAAUAGUUCUAAUGCUGCUGUAUUGGCGUCCUGGGUUUAUAAUCAUAAUUUUUUGCUUUUGGAUCUUAACAAGCCUGUGCUGGUUCUUGACUGGCUUUGAUUUCUUCCUUCACACCUUUGCAGAAGAUGCAUGCACUGCUUUUGAAGACUUCGAAAAAGACCCACAAAACAGUAGCCUGGGGUCAAUGUUGCCAUGCAUGAAUGAAUCUUUCUCUGGGAAAUUGAUAGUUCAAAUUGGCUACACCAUCCACAGAUUUGUAGUUGAGUUGAAUUCUAAUAUGUCGGUGAUUUAUCGGGUCUUAGGAGUAAGUGCAGAAAAUGAAGAACUAUUGGGAGUCAUAAAAAUUUGUGACCCUUUCCCUGGACCCUCAAACCUUAACUACAUUCCACAAAGCUGCCCUAAUAAUGCCAUUAGGAUUGGUGAUUUAUCAAAAAUUCUUGCAAAAUUCACUGUCACGAAGAGGGCACAGGAGAAGAAUGCAAAAAAAAGAGGGAAGGUUCUUCCUGAAGCCUCAUUACAACAUGGCUCAUGCCUACAGCAGAUCCAUCCAGGAUUUGCUGGAUAUCUAUCCAGAAUUGCAAACACUGUCAAAAUGCACAGUUGUGAAGAACAAAGUUGCUGA
Molecule: messenger RNA, 1152 nt
Organism: Vigna umbellata (rice bean)
Lineage: Eukaryota; Viridiplantae; Streptophyta; Magnoliopsida; Fabales; Fabaceae
Source: RefSeq, a predicted model, not a curated record